This is a messenger RNA of Sturnus vulgaris (Common starling), 3684 nucleotides long. It is a transcript of the gene CCDC127, whose product is annotated as coiled-coil domain containing 127. The record is from RefSeq and is a predicted model, not a curated record. NCBI's taxonomy places the organism in Eukaryota, Metazoa, Chordata, Aves, Passeriformes, Sturnidae.
UGUGUGCAUCGCAGGUGCCUUCAUGAAUAACUUAAACGACCCUCCCAACUGGAACAUCUUGCCCAAUCGGCGCGAUCCCGGCGAUGACGGCAGCCGGUGGAAUUACGCCCUGCUGGUCCCCAUGCUGGGCCUGGCCGCCUUCCGUUGGAUCUGGACCAGAGAAUGUCAGAAAGAAAUAGAAAAAGAAAAGCAGGAGUACUACAGAAAAGAGUCAAUAUUACAGAAAGACCUGGAAGGCAAAUACCGGGAUAUAAUCACGGAGAAUCGUCGUGCUGUUGCUCAUCUGGAGGUGGAGCUGGAAAAGGAACGCAACAGGACCCUGAGUUACCGUGAAGCCCUCGUGUCCCAGAGCCGCAAACUAGUAGAAGAGAGGAAGCUCCUAGAACAGGAGCAGGAGAAGUUGGAGCAAGAAAAACAAGUCCUUAUGCACUCUGGAGCAGAAGGUACCUUGUACCAGAGAUGCCUGGCAAAGGAAGAAGAGUGGCAACAGAGAGCCAAUAUUUUACUUAAAGAAUUUGAAGAGGGACUGAAGGAAAGACAGGACAUCUACUGCAGUCUUAUUGUACCCAGAAGUCAGAGACUAGAAAUAGAGAAAAAUCUGCUAGUUAAAGCAGCAACUAAUCCUGUUGCUAUGGCUUUAGAUGUGGAGAGUGGUUUAAAAGAUAUUUUCAAACAUGAUAACUACUGUGGGAAUGUGCUGAACAGAGCCAGAAGUCAAAAUGGAAAGCUUAUGUGGCUGUAUCUGAGAUACUGGGAACUAGCUGUUGAACUGCAGAAAUUCAAGAGGGUAGAAAAGGCCAUGUUAGGAAAACGCUAGGCCGGGGAAGCAGUGGGAUUCCAUGUGAUCCACCAUGCAUGGUAGGGACAAUCACAGUUGUAGUCCGAAGCUGUUAAAUUUUUCUGCUGUGUUGCUGUCUCUCGUCCUUCUUGCACUUGUAUUUGCAUGGGACAUGUGCAGUGCUGGUGCCUUUCCUCUCACUAACAACGGAUGCUCUGGUGAGCUAUGCAUGCUCCUAAACUCUGUGAGUGUGUUUGUGUUGCAGUACAGAGAUACGCCAACUCCCCAGGUAUCAGAAGCAGCAGAACAGAACUCAUUUUAUAGGGAUUUGCCGUGCUGAUGGUCACACUCCAGCAGCAGGGAAUGGUCAUUUGUCUGCUCCAGGUGUGGCAGCACAUUGUGCUCCUUAUCCCUGACAUUUUACAUGGUGCCUCAACACUGUCUUUUCUUAUUAUUUUUUAAAAAGUUGUUUAAGCAAGACUGAUUUUGAGGCAGAUGUUUGAGAGAGAUGGUGUUGAAGUCAGCUGCUUGACACAUAAAUCCUACGUGUCCGUAUGUACAAUUAUAUAAAUAUAUAUAUGUGUGUGCGUAUGUGUUAGUAUUCUGAGAGGGGGAAUAGUUUGAUCCUGUUUCAGAUUAGUCAGUCCUGCAUUUCUUCCAGCUUAAUAUACAAAUAGUGCUUUAUAAAUUAAACAUCCAAAAGAUGCUGAUUCAAGUAACACAGAAAGAAACAGACUGAUGUCUCACUGGCACUUCUGAUCCAUUCUCAGACUCUAGUGAGUGUAUAAAUUGGAAGUUAUGUUUUCAUGUAUUGGAGAUACCUUAAGAAUACUUGGUUUUCCCUCAGUCAGGGUUUUAGUUGUACCACAACAAUGUGCCACCAUUAUGGAUGUCCCCGUGCUGCUGCUCUCCCUCUCAGGGCAUUGGCUGCCUCUUGGCCUGCUUGCAGGAACCUACUCGCCAUUGCACCUGGCUCUGCACCUUGGACAGGUCCUGUUGGACCAUUUGCAGAUGGGAACCUAAAUGCAGCCUGCACUUGUAGCCACUACUCCCUCUGCACCUGUCUCCCUUCUCUCAGAACUGAUGUACAUGCUCUUUUCUGCAGCUCUGAAAUUUUGUGCUUGUGGUUCACCACUUUACAUACACGACCAUGAAAGCCUACAGAUAUACAAGCUUUGCAAACUUUAAAGAAAGGGGGCUUUUUAAUUUAGCUAGUAAAAUAAAAUAGAUUUGGUAAAAAUAAGUACAGUGAAAUAAUACAGGAAAAUAAACAGAUCCAGAUUAAAAAAUCCAACAACAAACAACUUUUAAGAACCCAGUGCAUUUCAAUUUCUUAGAACUUUGAGUAUACUUCAGGUCCUUUUAGCAGUAAGAACCGCCUUUUUUUCAAAUGUGCCAUGUAUUUAAAAUAAUAACAAUUUUUUCUUCCCCCUUUCUAAUCCAGCCUUAGACCUCAAAGGGGCAGUGUUUACCCUUUCGUUUAUAACAUCUAGUCUUCUCUGUUACCUGACUUUGAUUAGUGCUGGUAGGUUGUCAGUUCAUUAAUUAGCAGUUUAUUAUUUACUUAGGGCUCGACUUGACAAAUGCAUUUGCUCUAAGCAAUCAUGUAGAACCGUGGAAGCAAUCCAAGCUAAGUGAAUGCCCAUCUUCCUGCAGAUGUGGGGUUUUUCUCUUACUAUUUUCUCCUGGUUUCAUUUUAGUCUGAGCACAGAAGACAGCAGAUAAAUCUUUUGAAACAAUGUGCACGACUUAAUCCAGUUACUAAACAGAAAUAUCUAACAUGGAACAUAAUUCCUGAGCAGGAUAGAUGUUUCCCAACUAUUCGUUUUUUCAGUUGAGAUUUUGCUCACUUUUGUAGUACUAAUUAUACUGUUGUAUUGACUUACUAAUCCUUUUUUCAUACAGAUUCUUUUAAUGAAGUUUUAGGAGACAAACUUGGACAAAAAAAGAGAUCACAGAAGGGCCACAUUUUAUCUGGGUGCCAAGCAUAUGCAGGUUGGGAGAUGAGAACACAAUUGAGUUGCUACUCGUGUGUGACACCCUGAGCCAAGCUGCUGCAGCUGGACAUAGGCACACAAUGUAAUUGCCCAGGAGAACAAAUUAGUUUGAAUAACUUGUGUGUAGUUACUAAAACCUGUAAUUUGAAUAACAGUCCGUGUGUAAUUCCUUCAGGAUGUGGAAAGUGGCCAUCCAGCUGUGGCACACUUCACACAUUCCUACAGGCAGCUAAGCCACUCAGCUGACUGAAAGCAGACAGUGAAUCAGUGCCAGUGUAUUUGAGAUUCCUGCCUUGAAUUUGUACAAGUUAGCAUUAAAAGGUCAAAGAUUUUAUGCUUUUUCAUUUUUUCAUAGUUUGUCACUCAUCACUCAAAAUGUUUAAAGAAAAUGUAAUCAAGAGUAAAAUACUAUUUUUUCAGUAUGGAUAUGUACAUUGAAGCCUUAUACAAUUGAAUGUUCAGGGUUGGACACAAUGUAGUAAAGGUUUGUUAGUCACUUUCUCUUUUUUAGAAGUGUCAUUUAUUUGUACAACUAAUUGAGCUAUUGUUCAUGGACUCUUUGAAGAUCGUUGUAUCAAAACAGAAGGGUUGUUUCAGAAGGCCUUUUAAAAGUUUGUAACUGAUUUAGAAGCACUGGUCCCAUUAGUUUCUACCAAAACUCAUGUUUGUGGGUAUGCAAUGUAUUUUUGAAAUAUUCACCCUUUGUAGGUUGUUAUACUGAAAAUUCUAAUGUAAGUUUUAUCUUGCCCAGCACUUGUUCUGAAUUGGUUAGUUGUUUGGAACUGCCCAUAUUCAUAUGUAGAAUGCAAGAAUAAUUUGUUUUCAAAGUAUUUAAUGAACUUAUUUUUAUUAUAAAAUUGUCACUCAGCUGUUAAACAAUAACAAUUAAUAAAAACCUUUACGUAUUUC